CGGGUCAGAAGGCGGAGAGGGAAGAUGGCGGCGCCGGAGGAGAGGGAGCUGAGCCAAGAGCAGACUGAGAAGCUUCUGCAGUUUCAGGACUUGACUGGUAUUGAGUCAAUGGACCAAUGUCGCCGAACACUUCAGCAGCACAACUGGAAUAUUGAGGCCGCUGUGCAGGACCGGUUAAAUGAACAGGAAGGUGUCCCCAGUGUUUUCAAUACCCCUCCUAGCCGACCACUGCAAGUGAACACAGGGGACCAGCGAGUAUACAGUUAUGUGGUAUCACGACCACAACCAAGGGGACUUCUCGGAUGGGGUUACUAUCUGGUAAUGCUUCCAUUUCGCCUCACAUAUUACACACUACUUGAUAUAUUUAGGUUUGCCCUGCGUUUUAUCCGACCAGAUCCUCGAAGCAGAGUUACUGACCCUGUAGGAGAUAUUGUGUCUUUUAUACAACUUUUUGAAGAAAAAUAUGGCAGAAUACAUCCUGUGUUUUACCAGGGGACUUACAGUCAGGCGCUAAAUGAUGCUAAACAAGAACUGCGCUUCUUGUUGGUAUACUUACAUGGCGAAGAUCACCAGGACUCUGAUGAGUUUUGCAGAAAUACCCUCUGCACCCCUGAAGUCACUCAGUUUGUAAAUGGCAGAAUGCUAUUCUGGGCUUGUUCCACAAACAAACCAGAAGGAUUUAGGGUUUCCCAGGCUCUACGGGAAAACACUUAUCCUUUCCUUGCGAUAAUCAUGCUGAAGGAUCGUAGAAUGACUGUAGUGGGUAGGCUAGAGGGUCUUAUCCAGCCCCAGGACCUAAUUACCCAGCUGACCUUUAUAAUGGAAGCUAACCAGACCUACCUAGUAUCAGAGAGACUGGAACGAGAGGAGCGAAACCAAACACAAGUGCUGAGGCAGCAGCAGGAUGAAGCAUAUCUGGCAUCAUUGCGUGCUGACCAAGAGAAGGAACGCAAGAAGAAAGAGAAACAGGAGCAGCAAAGAAGAGAGGAGGAGGAGGCUCAGCUCAAGCAGCUAGCAGAGGAGAGGAAGAAACUUAAUUUGCAGGAGGAGAAAGAGCGCAAGUCUGAAUGUCUACCUGCAGAGCCAACCCCAGACCAUCCUGAUAGUGUGAAAAUUGUAUUUAAGAUGCCAAAUGAUACUAGAGUAGAGCGUUGGUUCCUGUUCACGCAAUCACUAACAGUUAUUCACGAUUUCCUCUUCUCGCUGAAAGAGACUCCAGAGAAGUUCCAGAUAGUGGCAAAUUUCCCUCGUCGAGUGUUGCCGUGCCUUCCAAAUGAAGAAGUUCCCAUGCCCCCCACUCUUCAGGAGGCUGGACUUAGUCGCUCACAGCUGCUCUUUGUACAGGAUCUUACGGAUGAGUGACAAAAUGCAUAUAUUAUAUAUAUAUUUUUCCCGAAAACUGGGCAGGAAAAAAAAAUUGUGAAAAAUACAGUUAGAGAGUGAGAUGAGAUCUAUUCUCGUGACAUUUUUUUUUAAUAUAAAAGACUGCUGCUACUGACUUUGGAUCCAGACAAGAAGGGGGAGGCGGUGUGUAGCAGUUUUUGUUUUCUUCCCUCAUUGGAAGGGAACAAAGGCCAAGUGACACUUAUAGGAUCCAAGUGUGCAGGGAAGGGUCACAAGGUCUCAUUGGUAUUCUCAAAAUGGGAAUAAUCAUCGGCUGGAGGGGACUGCAUUGCCUUGCCUUGCAUUUCCCUCCAUUUCUGGCAACGGAAGAACCAUUUCUCCGGAGUUUAACACCCCCCUGCCCACACUUCUGACAGUCGUUUGAGUGGGGGGAAGCUGUCAUAAGUGUGCAAUUUUUUUGAUUGUUUAAGGAACAAGAGGAACAUUCCUUCCUCACUCUAUAUAUAAAAAGCAAUUAUUUUUUAUUAUUUACUUCAUUAUUUUUAUUGCUUUCUUAAAGACCAAAGGAGAGAGAUUGGCAGCUGUUCUUGCUCUGACAUAAAUGGCGCUUCAAUGGAUCCUGUUCGUAGAGAGGUGUGCACAUGUUGGAUCUUACCUGGGGGUGGUGUGAAUAACAAGCCCCCUUGUUAGUGUAAUAAAGGCAAUAUGUAGUGACUGGUCUCCCUGCUUAGAUGCCUUCUCUCAUCACUAGUAUUAUAUGUCCCGGCUGGACCAUAUUCCAGAUAUAAUUUAUUCCAAAUAUAAAUUAAAGAUUUUAGAAUUUUUUUUGCUGUGUGUUUAAAAUGUAUAUGUUAAAUGCCUUUGAAUGUAGGGAUGACCAUAACUUACUGUGAGCAAAGAUUUUCUGAGCAUGUUGCAAUUGACACCCUCAAAUAUUUUUAAUCAUGCAAAAAAUUAGAGCAUUAUCAGUUUUUUUUUUUUUUUGGUAAUAUGACCCAUAGUCCCUACUUGAAACAUCAUUUUAAAGUCUUGACUCUUCUGAGGAAACUUUAUUUUUAAAACAAAUUAUGAUGUUACAAAUAAAAGAUACUAAAAUACUGUUGAAAUUGAA
Molecule: messenger RNA, 2455 nt
Organism: Bombina bombina (fire-bellied toad)
Lineage: Eukaryota; Metazoa; Chordata; Amphibia; Anura; Bombinatoridae
Gene: FAF2
Product: Fas associated factor family member 2
Exons: 11
Coding region: 25-1362 (445 amino acids)
Cellular component (GO): endoplasmic reticulum
Molecular function (GO): ubiquitin binding
Source: RefSeq, a predicted model, not a curated record